AUGACAUGCAUGAAAAAUCCUUUCUUCAAUGAAAAUCGAAAAGAUAACAAUCCUCGGUAUGAGGAACAUCUAACUAAGAAAGAGAAGAAGAAUAAGCAAUGGGAUGCAAUAAUCCUCCAAAUGGAUGACCUGGGUGGAGAUGAAGCUAAAAUGGCAAGGGCCAUGAAAAGACAGCCAGAUGAGAUACUCAAGAGGUUGGGGGUGAAAAGGGAACAUCUGUAUUGCACUGAUACAAGUUCAUGUGAGCCAACUAGUAGUGGUACCAGCAGACCAUCAACCCCAAAGUAUAGCCCACCAAACAUGAGAAAUUUUGAGAAGAAUACAACCAAUGAAGAAGGACCAUGGAGUAACAAUGGUAGGUGGAGAAAUGUGCAUAGUGAGUAUUAUCAAAAUGAUGGAGGUAAUAAUAGAGGUUACAAUCCAAAUUAUGGUGGUAAUUAUAAUAAUGGAAAUGGGAAUGGAAAUGGUAAUGGUAACAACAAUUGGAAUAAUGGAAAUAACAACAAUGGUAAUAACAAUAAUGACAAUGGUUAUAAUGGUAACAACAAUUAUAAUGGUGGUGGAAAUAAUGGCAAUCAUGAUACUGUUGAACAACAUGUUAUGAAUGUUAAAAAUACCAUUGAAGAGUUUGAAAUUCCACAUGAGGAUGUCUUCAUGAAGUUGUUUGUUCAAUCUCUAACACAAGAUGUCGGGGAAUGGUAUCAAAGUCUACCUGAUAGGAGCAUCAGUAGUUGGCAGGAAUUUGUUACUUUAUUUUUGGAGGAGUUUGGUGAUCAUAAUGAUCCCUCAUUUGCUUCUCAUGAAUUGACUAGUAUCAAGAAAAAUCAAAAUGAAUUUAAAACACACAAUGAGAUUUUAUCUCAUAAAGCUGCCACACUGCAACAAGCCUAG
Molecule: messenger RNA, 891 nt
Organism: Cryptomeria japonica (Japanese cedar)
Lineage: Eukaryota; Viridiplantae; Streptophyta; Pinopsida; Cupressales; Cupressaceae
Exons: 4
Coding region: 1-891 (296 amino acids)
Source: RefSeq, a predicted model, not a curated record